Ficedula albicollis (Collared flycatcher) is the source of this 1495-nucleotide messenger RNA. It is a transcript of the gene SYT11, whose product is annotated as synaptotagmin 11. The transcript is spliced from 4 exons. Gene Ontology annotation, cellular component: synapse; membrane; axon. Bases 20 to 1348 code for a protein of 442 amino acids. The record is from RefSeq and is a predicted model, not a curated record. Lineage: Eukaryota; Metazoa; Chordata; Aves; Passeriformes; Muscicapidae. Gene Ontology annotation, biological process: calcium-ion regulated exocytosis; cellular response to calcium ion; regulation of dopamine secretion. Gene Ontology annotation, molecular function: calcium-dependent phospholipid binding; clathrin binding; calcium ion binding.
GGGUCACUGCCCCACCCAGAUGUCACAGAUGGUGACAGAAUCCUCAUUUCUGGCCACAUCAACCCAACACAGCUCCUCACUGCCUUGUCUCCCCACAGAUGUGUCUCCCGUGGUGGCAGGACUCAUUGGAGCCACUGUCCUGGUGGUUUCUGUCUCAGUCACAGUCUUUGUGUGGACAUGCUGUCACCAGCAAGCAGAAAAGAAGCACAAAACCCCCCCGUACAAAUUCAUUCACAUGCUGAAAGGCAUCAGCAUCUACCCGGAGACCUUGAGCAACAAGAAGAAAAUCAACCGGAUCCGGAGAGACAAGAACGGCACGGCCAGGGAGGGGGGCAGGGGGAACCUGCUGCUGGAUGCUGCUGAAGCUGGGCUGGGGGGCCCCGACAAGGCUCUGGAUGGACCCCCCCACGUGGAGCAGCUCCCCAUCAAAGCAGAUUAUGGAGAUGAACUGAGCCCAGAUCAGAGCCUGACUCCAGGAGGGAGUAAAACCUCCUCUCCUUCUUCCCCGGGUGAUGACGUCAUGCUGGGCGACCUGACUUUCUCGGUGGACUACAACUUCCCCAAAAAGGCUCUGGUGGUCACCAUCCAGGAAGCCCACGGGCUGCCCGUGAUGGACGAGCACAGCCAGAGCUCCGACCCUUACAUCAAGAUGACAAUUCUGCCCGACAAGAGGCACCGAGUCAAGACCCGCGUGCUCCGCAAAACCCUGGAGCCGGUGUUCGACGAGACCUUCACGUUUUACGGCAUCCCCUACAGCCAGCUGCAGGACCUGGUGCUGCAUUUCCUCGUGCUCAGCUUCGACCGCUUCUCCCGCGACGAUGUCAUCGGCGAGGUGAUGGUGCCCCUGGCGGGGGUGGAUCCCAGCACCGGCAAGGUCCAGCUCACCCGGGAGAUCCUCAAAAGGAACAUCCAAAAAUGCAUCAGCAGAGGGGAGCUGCAGGUGUCCCUGUCCUACCAGCCCGUGGCACAGAGGAUGACUGUGGUGGUGCUGAAGGCCAGGCACUUGCCAAAGAUGGACAUCACUGGCCUCUCAGGUAACCCCUACGUCAAGGUGAACGUUUACUACGGCCGCAAACGCAUCGCUAAGAAGAAAACCCACGUCAAGAAGUGCACUUUGAACCCCAUCUUCAACGAGUCCUUCAUCUACGACAUCCCCGCCGAUUUGCUGCCCGACAUCAGCAUCGAGUUCCUGGUGAUCGACUUCGACCGCACCACCAAGAACGAGGUGGUGGGGAGGCUGAUCCUGGGCGCUCACAGCGGCAGCGCCGCCGGCGCCGAGCACUGGCGCCAGGUGUGCGACAGCCCCAGCAAAGGCGUGGCCAAAUGGCACAGCCUGAGCGAGUACUGAGCUCGGCCCAACCCCCCCCCCCUUUAGGACAGACUUCAAACCUUGUUUUAGCUGUAGGACUAAAGUACUUUGCGUUGAGAAGCAGCAGCUGAUCGGUUCUCUCUUAGUGAUGUGGUUUUUUUUUUUUCGCAGGGCACUAAAACGAAA